Molecule: messenger RNA, 372 nt
Organism: Nestor notabilis (Kea)
Lineage: Eukaryota; Metazoa; Chordata; Aves; Psittaciformes; Psittacidae
Product: C->U-editing enzyme APOBEC-1-like
Exons: 3
Coding region: 1-372 (123 amino acids)
Biological process (GO): cytidine to uridine editing
Cellular component (GO): cytoplasm; nucleus
Molecular function (GO): RNA binding; cytidine deaminase activity
Source: RefSeq, a predicted model, not a curated record
AUGGGUGAAUCUGACUAUACUUACUGUUGGGACACCUUCAUCCAAGGAGAUGUUGAUGAUGAUUCCUGGACUGUGGGUUUUGAACCAGAGAUAACUAACAAUCGUUGGAAGCUCCAGUACAUCCUCGAGGCCAAGCCAUCAGUUUCUUGCUCCAUUACCUGGGUCCUGUCUACAACACCCUGCGGGGAAUGUUCCAGAAGAAUUCUGGAUUUCCUGAGUGUAUAUCCCAAUGUGACCUUGAAAAUAUACGCAGCCAAGCUGUUCAAGCACCUGGAUAACCGUAACCGGCAAGGUCUCUGGAACCUGGCAAAUAACAGAGUCAUUAUACGUAUCAUGAACCUUGAAGGUAACCCAACUACUCCUUGUUUUUGA